GUAGAUAGUGCAUUCGCAAAGCUCAAUGGAAAAUUCUGACCAAAUGUAUAAUCGUAAGCCAAUGGAGAAGAAAAAGGAAGGCAUGGGGUCUAUUGAUCAAGACCUGAGCUUUAGGAAGAUUAUGAAAGAUGUUGAGCUCUUUGGUUCUUCACAUAUGACAUGGAAAGAUAAGAAAGCAUUGGAGAACAAGAAAGUGACUGCACUCGGUGGAAAGCCUCAAAAGAAUCAUGGGUUACCGCUGAGUGUAGCGCGAGUACAGAUGAAGAAACAGAAAGAAAGAGAAGAGAAAAUGUUGGAACAGAAUAUGAUUCUUGGCAGAUUUGGAGGACAAUUUGGGAGUGGAAGUACGAGGAAACCCGCAGAGAGGAAGCGUACGCUAGAAGAGAGAGUCUUGAAGUCAACUGUAGGGCAUUUCAAGGGCGGUGUUCUUGAUGUUAGGCAUAUGCUACAUUCUGGUUCUUCAAGAACUAAUGACACAUAUUUCAAGAUGAAGAAACACAGUAAGAGCGAGAACAGGGAAGGAGGAGGCAAGAAGAAGAAUAAAGGAAAGAAGAAAGGAGGGGGUAAGAAGAAAGGCAAGUAACCGUGGUAACUCUGUAACAAGUUUUGAAUGGUGCACAUGCUAUAACCUACCUUGCCGAUGUCAAGCUUUACAAGUGCAACUGUCGUGUCCAGGUGAAAGUCCUCCAUACAUGGAAGCAAUAUAUUGCACAAUCAGGAGAGACCU
Messenger RNA from Arabidopsis lyrata subsp. lyrata, 727 nucleotides. RefSeq lists its product as uncharacterized. The record is from RefSeq and is a predicted model, not a curated record. Gene Ontology annotation, cellular component: nucleolus. NCBI's taxonomy places the organism in Eukaryota, Viridiplantae, Streptophyta, Magnoliopsida, Brassicales, Brassicaceae. Gene Ontology annotation, biological process: maturation of SSU-rRNA from tricistronic rRNA transcript (SSU-rRNA, 5.8S rRNA, LSU-rRNA). Bases 26 to 583 code for a protein of 185 amino acids. The transcript has 4 exons.